UACUAUGAGGAAGUAUUUGCAUUAUCAGAAGCUUUGGAACGACUGUCCUCUCUUCCAAGGGAGUUAAAUAACUGGUAUGGACCAAAAUUGAGCUCUGGCUCGUCGUUUAGAAGAGGUCCAAAUAUCAUGAUGCUCCUUGGAUACUUUGUUGCGGCAGAGAA
Funneliformis caledonium is the source of this 161-nucleotide messenger RNA. The record is from the annotation of a GenBank genome assembly. Lineage: Eukaryota; Fungi; Glomeromycota; Glomeromycetes; Glomerales; Glomeraceae.